This is a messenger RNA of Juglans microcarpa x Juglans regia, 1215 nucleotides long. RefSeq names its product putative receptor-like protein kinase At3g47110. Gene Ontology annotation, cellular component: plasma membrane. Gene Ontology annotation, molecular function: protein binding. Lineage: Eukaryota; Viridiplantae; Streptophyta; Magnoliopsida; Fagales; Juglandaceae. The record is from RefSeq and is a predicted model, not a curated record. The transcript has 3 exons. Bases 1 to 1215 code for a protein of 404 amino acids. Gene Ontology annotation, biological process: hormone-mediated signaling pathway.
AUGUAUGCUAGUUGCUAUUUGGUAUGCUAUGGCAUCGCUCAGUGGGAAAGUAGAGUCAAUGGUUUGGACCUAAAAGACAAGAACUUGGUUGGCACCAUAUCACCCAACAUUAGAAAUCUUUCUUUCCUUCGAUCCCUCAACCUUGCAAUUAACUCCUUCUAUGGUCGAAUCCCCUCGGAAGCUGGUCACUUGAUUAGGCUUCAGAGUUUAAACCUGAGUUAUAACUCAUUGGAAGGAGAAAUUCUUGUCAAUCUGUCUCACUGUUCCAACCUUAUGUAUCUUGGUCUCCAGUACAACCAUCUAGUGCAACAAAUACCAUCUGAACUUGGCUCUUUGUCCAAACUCAAGAAUCUAUAUCUUGCCAAUAACCAGUUAAGUGGAAAGUUCUCACCUUCUAUGAGAAACCUCUUUUCUCUCCAAUAUCUUUGGCUUGACUUAGGCAUUGCACUUCCAAAUCUUCAAAAGCUUGCUAUGGCAGGAAACAAAUUUACAGGAAGCAUUCCAUCUGCAUUGUCCAAUGCUUCAAAUUUUCAAGAAAUUGAUAUCCCUACGAAUUAUUUUACGGAAAACAUACCUUUGGAGUUUGGUAAUCUACGAAAUCUUACAUGGCUUAAUGCAAACAGGAAUCUUUUUGGAAAUUAUUCAGUUGAUGAUUUGAGUUUUCUUAGACUUUUGACCAAUUGCAACCAGUUACAGACACUCGAUAUCAGCUACAACCGGCUUGGAGGAAGCUUGCUACCAGAAGUUGGAAACCUGAACACUUUUGUUUACCUAGAUAUUUCAUUCAACAAAUUUUUCAAAGAGAUUCCCGCGGAAUUAGGGGAUUGUUUGGGGUUGGAAGCACUUUACGUGCAAGGGAACUUCUUUGAAGGAACCAUUCCAGAUUUAAGUAAGUUAAGGGGUGUUCAAUAUCUUGAUCUUUCCCACAACAACUUGACUGGCCAAAUUCCAAACUACAUGGUUAGUUUUUCCAUGCUGAUAAACUUGAAUCUGUCUAUCAACAAUCUUGAGGGAGAGGUGCCCAUACAGGGGGUCUUCAGAAAUGCAACUAUAAUUGAAGUAUAUGGCAACAAUGGGCUUUGUGGGGGAAUCCAAGAGCUGCAAUUGCGCACACGUUCCAAUAAGCAUAGAAAUCGUGUUGUUUUUAAGUUGAUUCUGGCAAUAGGCAUUCCUGCUUUCUCCGUGGUGGUGUUGUCUUUGAUUUCCUUGUGCUGA